CGUCCACCAUUCCUCCCACCUUCAAGCGCAUCCACACACACACACACCACAGACCACCUCUCCCCGCCCAAGCAUCCCCAUCCGCAUCCUCAUCCAUGGCCCCCAAGGCAGCCGAGAAGAAGCCGGUGGAGAAGACCCCGGCGGGGAAGAAGCCCAAGGCGGAGAAGAAGGUGCCGGCGUCCAAGGAGGGCGGCGGGGACAAGAAGGGCAAGAAGAAGGCCAAGAAGAGCGUGGAGACGUACAAGAUCUACAUCUUCAAGGUGCUGAAGCAGGUGCACCCGGACAUCGGCAUCUCCUCCAAGGCCAUGUCCAUCAUGAACUCCUUCAUCAACGACAUCUUCGAGAAGCUGGCCGGCGAGUCGGCCAAGCUGGCGCGCUACAACAAGAAGCCCACCAUCACGUCCCGCGAGAUCCAGACCUCCGUCCGCCUCGUCCUCCCCGGCGAGCUCGCCAAGCACGCCGUCUCCGAGGGCACCAAGGCCGUCACCAAGUUCACCUCCGCCUGAUUCGGUCCUGUCCCUGUGUGUGUCUUCCUGGUGGAUGGAUCGAUGUCGCCCUGUAGUUUCCUGCUCGGACUUUGUCCUCUUGUAACUUGUGCUGGCUGUGUCUUGUGUGGGAUCAUAUUUCAUGAUCUGGAGAAAUAGUAGCAGUGCUUAUUUCA
Molecule: messenger RNA, 661 nt
Organism: Triticum dicoccoides
Lineage: Eukaryota; Viridiplantae; Streptophyta; Magnoliopsida; Poales; Poaceae
Product: histone H2B.4-like
Exons: 1
Coding region: 96-506 (136 amino acids)
Cellular component (GO): nucleosome
Molecular function (GO): structural constituent of chromatin; protein heterodimerization activity; DNA binding
Source: RefSeq, a predicted model, not a curated record